AUGGGUCUCUUCCGCCAGAACUCGCCGUCGUCGCCGGCGGUCGCCGAGAACGGCCUCACGCCCGUCAUGCAGGAGAAGAACGAAGACGCGAUCUUCGCCGCGCGCAAGAAGCGCAUGCUCAUCAUGGCCGGCUGCGGCUUUGCCGUCGUCGGCGCCGUCGGCGCGGUGACCUACUUUGGCACGGCCAGCGGUACCAGCGCCAGCAGCACGAGCGAUGGCUUGGCGACGCCGACGACCAAGGCGCCGGCCGGCGAAACCUCCGUCGGCUCGACGGGUCUUGAAGGCGGUGUGGUCGCCUCGGGCUACACGGAGAUUCCGACGCCGGCGCCGACGACGCCCGAACCGGUCUACGAGUCGUGGACCGAGACGACGACGAACGGCAGCAUCGUGCACUUUUUCAAUGGCACGUCGAUCGAGACGACCAACGUCACGGACACCGAGUCGCUCAUCGGCGGCAACUCGACGACGUCGGCGCCCGACGUCGUGACGAUCCUCCCGACGACGGAAACGCCGGAGACGGAGACGCCGAUCACGGACGUUACGACGCCGGCGCCCACGGAUGCCGCGACCAGCGCACCGACGCAGGCGCCGACCUCUGCCCCGACGGACGCCCCGACCCCGGCUCCCACGCAAGCUCCCACCCCGGCUCCCACACAGGCCCCAACCCCGGCUCCCACGCAGGCCCCGACCCAGGCGCCCACCCAGGCUCCCACGCAGGCGCCUACCCAGGCUCCCACGCAGGCGCCUACCCAGGCCCCGACCCAGGCGCCUACCCAGGCUCCCACGCAGGCCCCCAAGCCUGCCCCUACGCAGGCCCCGCAGCCUCAGCCGCAGCCGCAGCCUCAGCCGCAGCCGGCAGCCGCAGCCGCAGCCGGCGCCUGCGCCCAACGCUGGCAAGACCAACAACAACGGUACACGACCAAGUCGGCGACGUGGUUCACGGGCAACGGCCGCGGCGACCUGCAGAAGGGCGAGUCCGUCCAGCUCGGUCCGUUCAGCGGUGGCUACACGCUCGGCGUCCAGGAGAACGUCUUUGCCAAGUGCGUGUACUCGGGCACGUGCGCGUGGGACAACAAGUCGGCCGACAACUACUGCUACAACUUUAGCCUCGACGCGAGCUGCAACGCGUCGUGGAACGACUGCCCGUACCCGAACGGCCAGCCCGGCAAGAACGGUGGUAUGUCGCCGGCGCCCGACGGCCGCAAGCGCUACACGAUCACGGGCGCCGUCGACGCCAGUGGCACGUGCGUUGUGACGGUCAACCCGACGGGCGGCGGCGACUUCUACUGCGACGCCAAGUGGUAA
This is a messenger RNA of Saprolegnia parasitica CBS 223.65, 1305 nucleotides long. RefSeq lists its product as hypothetical. The record is from RefSeq and is a predicted model, not a curated record. Bases 1 to 1305 code for a protein of 434 amino acids. NCBI's taxonomy places the organism in Eukaryota, Oomycota, Saprolegniomycetes, Saprolegniales, Saprolegniaceae. The transcript is spliced from 4 exons.